AAAAACAACAACAAUAUAAUAUAAAAUGAAAUAAAGUUUUAAAACAAUAUUUGUAAAAAGUAAAAACAAGAACUACAUGUUUACUGAAUAUUUAGAGGGGGUUUUAUUAUAGAUUUCUUAUGGAUCAAUAAAAAUAUAGAAAAAAAAUUACUAAAUACUAAUGUAUAUAUAUCAAUAUAUCACAUACAUAUGAAUGAAGAAUUACUAAAGAACAAAUUGGUUGCUUGUAUAAUUAUUCUUAUCUGUAUAAGAUUGAUAUAGAAAUUGUCACAAUGGUCUGAAUUGAAGGGUGCCCACAGCUUCGCCUUGAUUUGCUCCUAAAUCCAGUUGGUAGUCUUGUUGUUUGCAAUCGCGGCAACAUCAGUUGGACUCAAUCUCCUGAUUGCAUACAUCAAAAAGAUUUCUGUUCCCGCUGGCAUUAAUUGAACAAUUUUGCAGCCAACGCGUGUGGAUAUCGGGCUUUGGUCGAGACAAUUGGUCCGGCACACGCACAUGGCUAAUGAAUGGACACCACCAUCACCGGCUAUUGGGGCAGAGACCGAGUCGGUUGUCGGGGCAACCGGCUGUUCGAUUAUGGCCCAUACAAAUUGAGGGGGGCUAAUAUACACACUCGCUGGACACUCGGACCGUGUUGACGUUGCGCUUGUCACUGCACAAAAUCGAUAGUUUUAAGGAGUAUGGUGCAAUGCAUAUACAACGAACUUCAUACGUGAACCGCUUGAGAGAUCAGGAAAUCGAGUUUUGCCACUAAUCCUAUAAAUGCGGCAAAGUGGCGUCCUGCUUUUACACUUGCAUGGGACUGAUGCGAACAGUGGGUGGGGUCAGUGGCGGCAGCGACGACCAGAUGCCAGAAGAGACGGUAGCCACGCAGAAUCACUGCCCGACCUACAGACAGAUUCCAGGUGUUGGAAUGGCUGCAGGAUCGGCACCAGCCAAGCGAGUCCCAGUCCUAUUCUCCACCAAUCGAGGACUCUAUCUUCGCCUGGCCCAGCCACUAGGUGAUGAGAUGGAGGUGCUGACGCUACAGCCACGAGGACAGAAUUACAACAUCAGCUUCUGCGAUCUGGAACGCUGGAGUACGAAUCGGGCCAAUGUGGUCAGCUUGGAAGAUACCUUUACUAUCAUGCAACAGCGUAAUAUGUCGCCGGAAUCCCUCAGCUAUCAACCACGCCUUUGGAAAAAUAACGUCAGCUACAGCCUGAUGCACUGAACUGAAAGCAACUCAAUUCAUAAAUCCUAAACAAUACAAUAGCAGUUAAUCGAUGGUCGAACAAUUUGUAUGUAAAACUUAUUACAACUCUUUUACUUUAAUUAAUCCCUAA
Molecule: messenger RNA, 1322 nt
Organism: Drosophila eugracilis
Lineage: Eukaryota; Metazoa; Arthropoda; Insecta; Diptera; Drosophilidae
Exons: 2
Coding region: 794-1210 (138 amino acids)
Source: RefSeq, a predicted model, not a curated record